CUAUAAUAUACUGUACUCAGGAGCCUGGCUUUAAGAAAGAAGCCGAGCAAAAGGUGGGAGCUACAUGGAUUCGCGUGGGGUUUUUUCCCCUCUCUCCUUGCAAGAUCCCCGGUGCUACCGUUUUUAGCCCCCCCCCCCCCUCCCACCCCGGUAGCUUUGUUUGCUUAGCAUCUCCCUGGCACUGCAGAGCUCAGGGGCUGCCUGGCGAUUCCUUUCCCGAGAGAGUCUGUUUGAAGUGGGCGGUGGGGGAAGCCCGGAGGAUGCAAGAUGUUUGACUUCUUGAUUUCUCUCCCUCUCUCUCUCGGCUCCGGCUCGGGGAGGGGGGAGCCGAGGAGGAGAGCCCCAGCGCCUGAGGAGCACGGGGGUGUUGGGAAGAGGCUGCAGAUCCUUGACGGGGGCAUUUGAAAGGGAAAUCGCCUGCUCGGAGCUGCGGCCGCCGGGCUGUGCAUGAUCGAGGAGCGGGACACGCUAUGCCCCCGGCCCCUUUGAGAGAGACCAAGGCAGUGCUCGUGGCAAAAUGUUCCUGACCUGCGACGGGACCUUGGGGAUUGUUCCAGCCACCAUGGAUUACAAUGGGGACGCCAGGCCCGGGGGUUUCCACGCCGGCUACCAAGAGAUCGAAGGGAUCAACCUGGGAUACUUACAGAUCAACGGCACCCAGAUGUUUGCUCUGGCUCAGGUCCUCAGCGACCUGUUUAAGGAUAUCCCCCGCACCACCAUCAGCAAGAAGAUGGAGACGCUCAAGAUCAAGAGCCGGCGCUGCGACCUCCAGGAGCUCCGCACCCUCAAAGCCAUCCACUCCGUGCCCACCCGCGCCGUGAAAUGCUCGCUCAUCUCCAAGGCGGACCUGGAGGCUCUGUGCACCUCCUGCAAGAGCCUCGGCCCCGGCCGGAGGAAGAGGAAGAGGAAGAGCAAGCGGAGGGAGCAGCUGCUGCUGCCGGGCCCGGGAGAGCUCUUCCAAUGCCCCCGGCCGCCGCUGCUGGCCGCCUGCUGCGGGCCGGAGCCAGGCAUCCGCUCCAAGCUGGCGCCCGACUUUGCCAAGGCCCCGGGCGGGCUCCUGGCAGAGCCCUUCUUCCCCAGCAAGAAGGGCUACAGCCUGGAGGGCCCCGGGGGGCUCUUUGCGGGCGUGCUGAGCGCCUACCCCCGCGACCUGCAGCUGCUGCACCCGGCGGCCCGCGAGCAGGCGGCGCCGCACGCCGAGCCGGGCCGGCGCCGGAGGGGCCCGUGCUGCGCCAAGGGGCUCUUCGCGGAGGACAAGGGCCCGGAGGCGGCCCGGAGAGGCCGAUCCUCCGCCGCCUUCCCCGGCUGCAAGCGGCAGGGCACGUCGGCCGGCUACUCCAGCGACUCGGACUCCAGCCUGGACCUGGGCGGCUCCAGCCCCGGCAGCUCCAGCGAGUCCUCGGAGGAGGAGGAGGAGGAGGAAGAGGAGGAGGAGGAGGACACGUCGUGCAGCAGCGAGGAGGGCAGCUCCUCGGAGUCGGAGAGCAGCUCGCUGUGCAGCGGCGACUCGGUGCAGAGCACCCGCUACAGGCAGGCGGCCCUGCCCCGCUUCCAGCCCCCGCGGGAGCCCGGCCCCGAGGAGCCCCGCGUCCCGGAGCCUCCCCCCAAGGCGCUGCGGCCGGAUCCCAACCUCCUGCUCCUCUCGCAGCAGCUGUGGGCCCGCACCCUGCGAGCCUCUACUUUGGAAAGUUGGAGGCCGGAGCCGGGCGUCAAGCGGGAGGCGGCGCCCCCCUCCCCGCCGCCCCCCUCCUGCCCCGUGGGGAACCCGCCGCCAGGCCCGGGAGGCUGCGGGGGGGCCGAGCCCGGCGCCCGAGGGGAGGAUUUGCACAAGGACGCCUCGGACCAUGAGGCCUCGCUGGGCCCCAGGGGCCAGGUCCCGGCUCCGGCGGGGCGAGCGGCUUCCCCGCAGCCCGCCCCGCAGCCCCCGGGCCGGGAGUCCGCGGGGCCCGGGAGCCUCCGGCCGCCUGAGCCGGGGGAGCCCCGCAGGGAGCAUUUCGACCGCCUCAUCCGGCAGUCCAAGCUGUGGUGCUACGCCAAGGGCUUCAACCUGGACGGGAAAAGUUUGCGGCCCGGAGGGAGGCUGGAGCCGGGCCGGGCCGGCGCCGAGCUCAAAGCCCCCGGCUCCAAGCGGCCCGCUAGUCCCGGCCCCCUGCCCGGCAAAGCCCUGCGAGGCGGCGGCUCGGAGAGGCACUGCAAGCGCAGACGCCUGGCCCGGGGCGCCGAGGCAGACAGGCCGGCCAGCUCCGCCAAGGGCAGGCCGCAGAGGGCGGCCAGGAAGGGCCGGGCGCACUGCCGGCUGCCCCCCGGCCGCCAGGCCUUCAGCCUCCUGGGCAACUUCCCCUGCGUGCCCUCGCUGGUGGUGGGCGAGGACGGGGACCUGCGCCCCGCCGCCUCGCUGGGCGGCAAGGAUUCCUGGGCCCUCUCCAAGAUCCACCCGCUGUGGAGCUGGCAGCUGGGGGGCAACGCCAUGCCCGUGCCCCCCAGCCUCAAAUUCCGGGGGUACAGCCUGGAGGACUUCUGAGCCACCCCCCACCCCAGCUCCUACCCCCCUUGGGCGAGCUGCUCCUGGUUUACAUGCAACAGUUGGGAGAAGAUUUGGGGUGGGGGGGAGCGGUGGCUGUCUGCAGGUCAGGGCUCUUCCACGACUGGUGCCUGGCACUCAGGCAGCGCUGUGCCCCCCACCCCUUCAGCCCCUUUUCAGGUGUCUCAGGUUGGCCAUUCCCUGCCCUCAGUAUAAUGGAGGCAGCCAAGAUCGCUUUAGGACACCCCCCCCCACCUCUCUUGUAAGGCCGCUGCUGGACAUCUUUGGGGAGGUGUGUGCGCAGGGGGGUGGCGGAUCUGCUGGCGGUGGGGUCGAGCACUGGGGUGUGUGUGAGUUUAGCAGAGGAAACUAAAGACAUCAGAUCAAACACGAGGUCAGUUUGAUUAAUGCCUCCCCCCCACCCUCCUAACAUUGAAUGGUUUAUUCCAAGCAGGGUGAUUCGGAAUCAAAUGUGCAUAUGGAAUGGGAGGCUCAAAAGGAUCCUGCCUGUCCUCCCCUAACCGAGUUAGUCGCGAUCCAUCCCCUCCCCACUCGCCCCCAGGGUAAAAGGAUAUUGGCCCUCCCCCCCUUCCUCUCCACUCGGGAGGGAAUGCAGUGCUGGCAUCCCAACACACACUAAACCGAUCUCCUCAAAGCUUUUUCUUUCUGGAAGAAAAAAAGCUGAAACCAGAAAAGAAUGGAUCUAAUUUCUCCCUUCCUUGAUAAAUGCAUUGGAUUAAAAUAAUAAUAAUCACACGCAGAGAGAAAGAAUGAGCCGUGCUAUGGAAUAAACACACCCUCCCCCCCCACCUUUUUUUUUAAGUAUGAAUCAAUCUCAUACAAAAACAUUGCAAGCAGCUAUUUAAAAGAAUAGUAAUAAUAGUAAUAUACUUUUCUCUAUCUACCAAAGAGGCAGGAAAAAUAAAGAAAAUCUGAAAAGACUGGGAAGUUCUAUUUGGGGGGUGGGGGAAAGAGGGGAAAAAGGCAACAAAAAACCAGGAAUGUUUGAAAGGAAGUUAUUUGAGACUGCUGUAUGUAAAAUUAAAAAAAGAGUUGUUUGCUGGAUAAUAACCCCAACACAGAUAGCCUAAAGGUAGCAGGCCUGUAAAAGCUUUAUUGGCUCAAGAAAUAGGAUCCAGGAGCAUUAGCAAUCGAGUACAGAUGGACGAUUUGAUCUCUAAGUUCCAACGUGGAAUGCGGAGAGGAAUGUGGAGGGAAUGUCUCUCUUCUCUCGAAAGGAAAUAAUAUCCCAGUUUAACUCUUCUUACAAACCAGUGUCUCUUUGUAACUGGCCCUUUCGACUAUUUCUGAUGUGAUUUCCACCCUUCUCUGGCAUCAAAGUUCAGCUGGCUCUCUGAAGUCGGCUGUGUUUGGGAAAUCUUAGACAAAUCAAAGCUGAUGCAGAUUUGUUUUGUUUUAUUUUUCCUCCCUUUCUUUUCAACAUAAAAUAUUUUCAACAAAAUGCCGAAGUGACACUGGUUGAAAUCACGCUAUACACCGCUUGGCGUGCUUAUAUUUUCCCCCUGCCGUGAUAAAAAAACCAACCCAGACUCUUAUAAAAAUCUUAUGCAGUCUUUUAAUUCCAGUGAAAGAAAGGAAGAAAAACGCGUUGUUCAUCACGAUAGAAAUACAAUCAAAGCAAAGAUUCAAACUGGCACUGAGGAUUUUGAUUUUUAGUGCCAUUCUAACGGUGGUAGGACAAAAUAAAAAUUAAAAAAAACAUUUGAUGUCUAAUAUAAAAAAAAACCAUUUCAGGUCAAAUAUAAUUUAUCCCUAUUGCUUUAUUUCUCUCUUCUGUAUGUUGAAUCUUUCCAAGACAAUUCUUUUUUUGUCUUUAUUUUUUGUUUCUAGUUGACUGGGAUUUUUUGGGGGUGGGGGUUGUUUUGGUCCCCCCCCCAUUUAAAAUGAAGAAGAUUUUUCCUACGGGUGUGAAAGAUCCGGAUUCCAACAAAAAAUUGCUGGAGGUUAUAAAAAUCCUGGCUGUGUGUGUAGGUGGGAGAGAAAUCCCUAUUCUUUUGGAAGUAUAUCUCUCUUCUGCAGUUUGCUUUUAAACUGCUUUCUAACAGACUGAGUUGUUCUCUCCAAAGUACACACACACGAAAAUGGAGGCUUUUAUUCUUUGCAUACACACACGGCGUUGGUCGUCCUGGCGACCCGAAAGGGGGAUCUGAAAAGCAAAGCCAAGGAGAGAAAGACACACACACACUCUCAUACAACGAAUCGUGCUUGUUUUUCUUUUCCUAUCUAAAGGGGAAUGCGGUUCUCAAACGCCUACUCCUUUCUUCAGAUUUUGCUCCUGGACUCUUAGUUGCAGGAUCCAAAUCAGGUUUUUUAAAAUGUAUUUUCUAGGGUGCUUCCCCCCGCCCCCAAACAGAUUUGUGGAGUUUGUUAAUUAAAAACCACUGUUAUUUAUGUGAGAGUGUGGAAUAACGCCAACAAAGAGCCAGGCACGAAACAGAGAGAGAGAAAAAAAGAAAGAAAGAGAUCAGUAAAGGAUUGAUAUUUUGAAAGUCUGCAGGUCAGGCACAUGGCUGCUAGAAAUGCCAGCGUGUUAGCUAGUUUUUCUUUAAUUAUAUGCCUGAUCCUAAAACACUUGUGAAUGCAAAGCUCCCAAUGAAGUCAGAAAGAGGGUUUGGGUUUUGUUUUUGUUUUGGGGUUGUUGUUUUUUUUGGGGGGGGGGGAUCUGGGUAACAUGGGCAGAAAAAAACCACCUUAGACUUUGAUUAUGCAAAAAAAUGUUGCUUAAGCAGAAAGAAAGAUAAGGUGCAGCUCUGUCUGUCACUGGCAGUAAUACACACAUAACUCAGGAAUACUCUACAAGGUAUCUAAUCACCUCAAAAACUGUGUACGCAUAUACCUAUGUGUGUGUGUUUACACAGACGCACACGUAUGUGUUUAUACGUGCAUACAUAUAGUUAUCUCCAUGUAGAUAUAUGUGUGUGUGCGUUUGUGUAUGUAUAUGUAUAUAAAACACAGCGAUGCAUACACUCACGCACAUGAUAUACAGGCAUACAUGCAUACGUUAUAUAUAAACACACACACACAUAAAUGUUAGGGAGGCUGUAGCAGGGCUGUGAAUACAAUAUACCUCAAAACUUUCCCCGCUCGCAUGCCUUGAUUGCUUUCUCUUGCAACAGAAACACCCUGUUCUCUGGGAAGGAAAAAAAAAACAAACCCAAACGCACCAUUUCUCCCCAUCUCUUUUUAGUAUGUUUCAAAAAAAUGUAUGUGGUCCGGAAAAAAAGUCAAAUAAUGUUCCUAGGAAUUCUCCAUUUCCUCCCGAAAGUGUUUUUUUAAGCUUGUUGCAUUGCAAUAAAAAAAAAAUAAAAAAGGAAAAUCCAGCAGUUAUUUGAUAUGAUAUGGCUUGGACCUUUUUUUAAGGAAAAAACAAAGCAAAACAAAAGCAAAACAAAAAUUCAGUGGUAGUUUCCUAGAAAGAAGCAAUCUCUCUUUGUUUAAAAAACCCCCAGGUUCCUAAAGAACGGGACAAUUAGGAUGCUGAAAAUUAUUUCUAUUUUUGAACAAUACUUUUUUUUUUUUUUGAAACCCCGGAGUGGUUUAAACAAUACAAUGGCACCUUUACCAUAUUAGUGACGUUACAUUAUUUCCAAUUGGGUGCAAAAGAAGGAAGAUCCGAUUUUUUUUAAGCGUUUGAAUAGAAAACAAACAUGCAAAUAUCUUCUUUUAUAAAUUUAAAGGAAAACCCCCCAACCCUGUUAUGAAUGGAUGCUGCUUUUUAAAAAAUGCAGUCAGUUUUAGACUCAGGAAAAUCUCAGCUUGGAUGUGGUGUAGUGUGAGGCUGUUGUAAGGAUUUAUUUUGGGGGGGAUGGGGGCCUAGCGAGUUCCCUGGCCCCUUUGCUCUACCUUUGCAUAAUUGGAUAUGCAGUUUGGGAGCAGAACACAGAGCAGCCCUCGGUUUUCAUGUAAAUCACUCCAGCUCCGCAGGAGUGGAGGUGGGUUAAAAUAGACUUGACCUGCUUUGCUGAUCCACUGGGGGGGGGGGGGGAAGGAGGGAGGACUGGGGAGAGCUCCACACGCAGGAUUUAAAGGUACAGGUCUCUAUUUCUGGCAAAACAGAGAGGGGGAAAUAAUUUAUAAAAGCAAGGAGGGGAAAAUACUUGUUAAUUUAUAAAAGCAAGGAGGGGAAAAUACUUCCCCCCCGCUUCCAGGCCCGCUGCAAAGACCCAGAGGAUCAAUGUCCUUUCCUGAGUGCUGGGGUGGGGAAGCUUCUCUCUUGGACUCAGGUCCCAGAGAUGAAGUUUCUACCUAUCUUUAAAUUAUCCCCAAAAGGAUCGGGGCGGGGGGAAUUUACCUCUGGUGAUUUUUUUUUUUACAAGACUGGGGUAUGGAACUGGCUGCACCUCAAACCUUCCCCCGCUGUGGUUAAUUUGCGUCCAGCUUCAGAAACUGCAUUUCCUCCGAUUGCUUCCCCCACCCUUCAGUUUGAAACACACGCUUAUAUAUAUAUAUAUAUAUAUAUAUAUAUAUAUAUAUAUAUAUAUAUAUAUAUAUAUAUAUAUAUAUAUACACACACACACACACACACACACACACACCAGGGGAGGGAGAGAGUUCUCGUCUCUUUUCAAGGGUAUAUUGGACUCUUUUUUUUUUUUUAGGUUGACUGUAACUUUAUUUAUUUCAAGUUGUUGUAAGUCUAUGAAUAUGGAAGAGUGUUAAUUCCUGCGUGCAAUAUGGAAUCUAGGCUGAGGAAUAAAUAACUUUUUACAGA
Alligator mississippiensis (American alligator) is the source of this 7253-nucleotide messenger RNA. Its product is annotated as SKI/DACH domain-containing protein 1-like. The record is from RefSeq and is a predicted model, not a curated record. The coding region runs from base 518 to 2521 and encodes 667 amino acids. The transcript has a single exon. NCBI's taxonomy places the organism in Eukaryota, Metazoa, Chordata, Crocodylia, Alligatoridae.